UAUACACAUUUCUCGACAGCUUCGAUUUAUUAUUAGAUGUGAAAACAAAAUGUUGUAAAAUUUAUUUAAAUUAAAAUAAAACAAUAAAAUAAAGUUCUAUAACUGAAUUCCAUUUUUUAAUCUUUGGAAAAUCAACCAAUUCCAGACUUUGGAAGCAAUUCGUUAAUGGGUUGAGGAAACGUGCAAAAACAGCUGUCGUCGAAGCGGAAGAAUUUUUCCUCCUUUAAUUUUUUUGCCUUAAAUAUGAUUUAUAAAUCCAAGACUUGCAGAUUUAUUGACCUAGUCAAGAUCAAUCAAAAAUUCCUGGCUGUGUCAUUUGAGUUUAUCGCACGGAAUGACACGCAAAAGUGGGUCAAUGAACGAGACUGGAGGGAUAUUGAGGCAUCACUAGGUGGCUACAUUGAGGAGAAAAAGUACCUGAUCAAUGACCACACGGAGUCAAUUAAUGUUGCCGGCGAUAUUCAAUUGGAAGUAACAAAUACUCGAUGUCCCAGCUACGUCCUGAAGAUCUUUGAUGACACCUGCAAAUCCUCACUCCACGGCAUUCAGUUGUCUGUGAAUGUGAAAUUCGGAGGACUACAGAAGAAAUACUUGGAGGCAGUUAAUAUAAUUGAGGAAAACAAGAAAGCAUCCGCCAAGAUUAAAGCAGAUGAGGAGGACUACCAAAAUGGAUCAAAUGAAGAAGAUUCUGCCUACAUGGCCUUCAUUUCCAAUGACUGUACCGCUCCUUCAUCUGUGACAAAUGAAUUACUAGAGAACAAGUUUGAUGAGGAGAAAUAUGUGCCCCAGAGCACAACUCCUCGACUUACAAGAGCCACAUACACUCCAAGUAAGAAAAUUAAGACAAGUGGUUUUGAGGAAUACGUACCGAGUGGGAUCCCUGCAGACACGGUGAACCAGUAUAAAGCCACAAAACGAAAGCGAAAAGAGAAAAUCACCCCAGAUACGGGUUUUAAAGGUUUAGACUCUCCCACGGAAAACUUGUCGAUUUCUAAAGCAUCGACAAGUAAGAGGAAGACAAGUUUUCCUCCAGAAGCGCAAGUGCCUCAUGCAACGUCCACAAAAAGUUCAAACAAAAAGAAAACUAAUGAACUUUUUGGUCCUGAAGAUUCCGACACUGAUGAGAACUCAGAAAAUACUGCUGAGGCGGAUAUUGAUGACAACGAUUUCAAUGGGAAUGAACCACCAAAUCCACGUAAAGAUCUUCAAAUGGAGAACAAAGAUCUCAAUGAGGAUUUUAAGAUUGUAUCUCCAUCACCGAAUAAGAAACGGAGGGAGAAGACAAUGCCAAGUAAGGAGUCACUGGAUGUUAGAGAAUCUGCAAAGAAGGGUCCUACCAUGUCUCCAAGAAAGAACUGCCAUCACAUAUCCAUGGAAGAUUUGUUGGAAUCCUUUGCGCUUGUUGAGGAGAAAAUGGACAAGACAAUCGAGAAGUUUGAAAAAUAUCCAAAGAUGCGAAUACCAGAAAUUAAGGACUUCCACAGCGAUAUAGUGACAUUUCAGCAAAGGCUAGAAGCUGAGUUUUUUCUCCUUGACAAAUACGUAAAUGAGGAACAUCGUCCAAUGAAACAGCGCUUUAGACUCGAGCAUCUCCUAACGCAGUACGUCCUGCCAGAAUGGAUGAUUAAUCUAUUCAUGAAUGAGCACAAUAUGGAUCGAGCAGAAGCAGAAAACUAUCUCACUGAUAAAGAAAUUGAAGAAAAGUAUGUCGAGCUGAAAAAGAGGAGAAUGAAGAAUUCCAGCUAAACGAUCUUGGUGGCUCAACAAAGUGGUACAAUCUAUAACUCUUUUAAGAAAAACUUCAUGUAUUAUAAUGAAAUAUUUUUUUAUUGACGAAAAAUAUUGAUUUUAUCUACAUAAAUAAAAUCUUUGAAAUCAGUC
This is a messenger RNA of Lutzomyia longipalpis, 1881 nucleotides long. RefSeq lists its product as uncharacterized. The transcript has 3 exons. The coding region runs from base 244 to 1746 and encodes 500 amino acids. The record is from RefSeq and is a predicted model, not a curated record. Lineage: Eukaryota; Metazoa; Arthropoda; Insecta; Diptera; Psychodidae.